AUGCUACAAGAGGGGACCAUCGGAGACACGCUCAUCCUCUUCCUCCAGUGCGCAAUCUUCACUGUCCUGAAGGUACGAGAGCUCUAUGCCCCUGCCAGCUUUGAGCGGCAGCGCCUGUUGGAACACGAUGUAUGGUGGAACACCUGUGUGGACGUCGAAGAUUACGUGGUCAAACUCGCCACGUCCCUGCGCUCGGCGAUCAACCGCGACCGGCUUAGCCGCCUCCUGCACCUUGGUGCUGAGGAUCGACGUGCUGGAAAAUGGUCAAGUCGCCGAGCGCUUCGCCAUCGAUUUGCCGCAAGAUCCACAGCUGCUGAUGGCCAAACCGCUGGACGAAGUCGUGAGCGCUUUCCGCUUGUCCCUUGUGAAACUGGAGAUGUCGGCAUCGGUGCUGCCUCCUGCACGACCGGGAGCGCGCUGGCGU
Symbiodinium necroappetens is the source of this 424-nucleotide messenger RNA. NCBI's taxonomy places the organism in Eukaryota, Dinophyceae, Suessiales, Symbiodiniaceae. The record is from the annotation of a GenBank genome assembly.